Molecule: messenger RNA, 267 nt
Organism: Aspergillus tanneri
Lineage: Eukaryota; Fungi; Ascomycota; Eurotiomycetes; Eurotiales; Aspergillaceae
Exons: 2
Coding region: 1-267 (88 amino acids)
Source: RefSeq, a predicted model, not a curated record
AUGGGCCUCGCCAGAAUCCUCCUCAAGGCCAUCAUCAUCCCCGUCGUGCUGAUUAUCCUCCUGGGGGCCCUCAUCUGGUUUCUUGUCAAACGUCACCGCGAGAAGAAACGUGAGAAAGCCCUAGAGGGCCAACACUUCCAGCAUUUCCAAGCACCUCCUAUCACCCAGUGGGCCACCGGUCCCCAUCCAACCUCCCCGGCGCCCAUGCUCAAGCCGGAGCCCAUCUACUAUCCCAUGCAACAACCGUUGGACCCUCGAGGGCAGUAG